AGGAGUCAGGAGGCCAGUAAACAGACAGGGCAAAGAUAGUGAUUUCUCUUAGAUCUGAAACUGACAAGCUAAACUGAGAAACACUGACACACUGCUGGAAGAUGGAAAACCCCACUGACACUGGAUUCUGCUGCUCUACUUUUUGUGCCAUAGCCACAGCUGUAUACAUUUGCACAGCGGUGUGGCAAGAGAGACAGGGAUACAGUGCAAGAUGCUGGGCCAUAGCCUUCGGAGUGCUUGGGUGCCUUCUGUACUUUUGGGGUUCUCCAGGCUCCUGUGGCGUUCUUCUCAUGUGCGGCAGCCUCCGCCUGUACUGUGUAACUCCAAGGAAGGGGCGGCUUCCAGUACAUAGCAGAGCAGUGCUGAUUACAGGCUGUGAUACAGGUUUUGGUCACGCGCUGGCAAAGCUGCUGAGUGAGAUGGGUGUGACGGUAUUUGCUGGCGUUCUGGAUGUGUCCGGGUCUGGAGCUCAGGAACUGAGAGAUUGUGAAUCUGCAAACCUGCAUGUCCUCCAGCUUGAUGUGACAGACCAUGCCCAAAUAGAGCAAGCUUACCAGUACAUCCACACCCAGGUCAGGGAGGCAGGUCUCUGGGGUUUGGUGAACAAUGCUGGGAUCCUGGGCUGUGUGGCCGAUGGGGAGAUCCAGCCAAUCACGGCCUUCAGACGCUGCAUGGACGUGAACUUCCUGUCUGCUGUGAAAAUGUGCCAGGUCUUCCUCCCACUGCUGCGGAGGUCUAAGGGACGGAUAGUCAACAUCUCCAGCAUGGCAGGGGAGGUGUCCAUGCCCAUGUUUUCUGCUUAUGGAGCAUCAAAGGCAGCACUGAGCAACUUCUCCGGAGUGAUGAGGAUGGAGCUGUCUAAAUGGGGCAUCAAGGUUUCCACAAUCCAACCUGCAGGCUUCAGAACAAAUAUCUUCAAAAACAGUGAAGCCUGGUGUAGCUACAAAGAGGAGAUCCUCAAAGGUCUGUCUUCUGACACUAGGAGGGAUUAUGGGGAGGCGUAUAUUUCCUCUCUCUUGGGCGGUCUGUCCAAGAUGGCUAACCAGUCUUCUGAGGAUCUGCGUCCUGUGUUGGAGGACAUGUGUCAUGCCCUGAUGUCAUUAGACCCAAAACCUCUCUACACCCCGGGACAGACAGCAUGGAUCAUCCCAUUCCUUUGCCGUCUCUGCCCCACUAAUAUCUUUGAUAUCAUGAUCAUGCAAACCUUUAAGUUCAUUGACUGUCAUCCAGCAGCAUUAAGUCAGGACUGUGUGAAAAAGUGGGACUAAAUACUAAUACAUGGAAAAAUGCAA
This is a messenger RNA of Myripristis murdjan (pinecone soldierfish), 1292 nucleotides long. It is a transcript of the gene hsd17b2, whose product is annotated as hydroxysteroid (17-beta) dehydrogenase 2. Bases 102 to 1268 code for a protein of 388 amino acids. Gene Ontology annotation, biological process: steroid metabolic process. The transcript is spliced from 5 exons. Gene Ontology annotation, cellular component: intracellular membrane-bounded organelle. Gene Ontology annotation, molecular function: oxidoreductase activity. Lineage: Eukaryota; Metazoa; Chordata; Actinopteri; Holocentriformes; Holocentridae. The record is from RefSeq and is a predicted model, not a curated record.